Neurospora tetraspora is the source of this 962-nucleotide messenger RNA. RefSeq lists its product as uncharacterized. Bases 144 to 962 code for a protein of 272 amino acids. The transcript is spliced from 2 exons. The record is from RefSeq and is a predicted model, not a curated record. Gene Ontology annotation, cellular component: nucleolus; preribosome, small subunit precursor. Gene Ontology annotation, biological process: maturation of SSU-rRNA from tricistronic rRNA transcript (SSU-rRNA, 5.8S rRNA, LSU-rRNA). NCBI's taxonomy places the organism in Eukaryota, Fungi, Ascomycota, Sordariomycetes, Sordariales, Sordariaceae.
ACAAGACGAACCAUCGCGACAACGACCCAAGCACCUGAAUUCGUAUUGCCCGUAUCAUAUCGCACCCACCGCCAACACGAUCGCCCAAGAAGUCAUUUUACUUUCCGAAAUCUCACAGUUUUCUCUUUCAGCGCACCGCGACAAUGGGCAAGCGAUCGUUCGAAGAGGCCGAGGGGUCGAACGCCAAUGGCGAGGGGCAGAACCAGAACCAGAACCAGCAAAGAAGCAGAAACCCACACAACAGAUUCAACCCCAAGAACAUUGCGAAGCGCCAGAAGACCACCCAGAAGAUCAACGACGGCAACCUUAGUCAGAUCAAGAAGCGUGUCAGAGCGAUUGAGCGCCUUCUCGAACACAAGAACGAAAAGCUGCCUGCCAAUGUCAGGAACGACCUCGGGCGCGAACUGAAAGCCCACAAGCAGAGGAUUGCCGACGAGAGCGACAAGAGGCUGAGGAGCAAGAUGAUUAGCAAGUAUCAUAUGGUCAGGUUCUUUGAGCGCAAGAAGGCUAUGCGCCUCGCAAAGCAGCUGAAGAAGCAACUUGACGAAACCAAAGACGAAGCCGAGAUCGCCAGGCUAAAAGCCGACCUCCACAUUGCCGAGGUCGACCUCGAUUAUGCCCUCUACCACCCUCACAUGGAGACCUACAUCAGCUUAUACCCCAAGUCCAAGGACGAAGCGACAGAGAAGGACGAGAAGAGGUCAGCCGCACACCACCUUCACUCAUCAAGACCACCAAUGUGGACUACCAUCGAAAAGGCCCGCGAGGAGGGUAAGAGUGCUCUGGAGAAGAUUCGCGACAGACGACCGGAACGCGACUCUUCGAAACCCACUUUCAAGAAGACAGCCAAGAAGUCCUCGUCACAGAAUGAGGAGCGCCCAGCCAAGGGCAAAUACGGCAAGACGGAGGAAAAGGAGGAGGAGAGCGAAAGCGACGAUGGAGGCUUCUUCGAAGAGGACUAG